Molecule: messenger RNA, 1143 nt
Organism: Rotaria sp. Silwood2
Lineage: Eukaryota; Metazoa; Rotifera; Eurotatoria; Philodinida; Philodinidae
Source: the annotation of a GenBank genome assembly
AUGGAAGAAAAAAAAGAAUUUCGUUCAUUUGUAUUACAAUUAAAGCAAUUUAAUCCAUCAUGGGAAGCCAAAGACAUCACAAAUUUUCUUGUUCAAUCAGAAAAUCCACCAUCUUAUACAACAAAAAAUGGUUUAAGGCUAAAAAUUUGGAGAAUUCUAAAGCGAAAUCAAGUAAACGAUUUACCAAGAUCUGGUGCACCUCGUACUACAGCAACAAAUGAAUACAUUCAGUCUGUAAAACUUAAUCUACAGCUCACCAAAAAUGCAUCUAUUAGAAAUGUCAAUAGGAAGCUUCAACAACAAGGAUUUAAUACAUCGAGGACAUCAGUUUGGCGAGUGAAAGAAUCAUUAAAUUUAAAGUGGUGGAAGAAAGAAACAGUUCAAAAAUUAACAACUAAUCAAAAGCUACAACGUGUUUUUGUAGCAAAACAAUUACGAAGGAAAUAUGGUGUUCGAAAAGAAGGUAAACUUUAUGAUUGGGUUUAUGUUUUGGAUACCGAUUUUAGUGGCACAUUCACACUAACUCCUCAAUCUAACAAGCAUAAUGAAGGUGUUUAUGCUGAAUUUAAAUAUGACAUACCAUACGAAUUAAAGACUAGAUCAAAAGAAAAAUUUAAAAAAAGUGUCAUGUUGUGGGGAGGUAUUUCUUAUCAAGGAUUAUUUCCUAAAGGUUCUCCAAUCUUUGUCGACGAGUGGCUGAAUCUUGUCAGACCAGAAAACAGUAAUCGACAAAAGAAAAUGUAUUUUACUGGUGAACGAUAUGCAAAAUUUAUUCAAUCUAUUGUUGCAGAAAAAGCAAAUAAAGAAUUUGAUGAUUUACAUGUUAUCUUCCAGGAUGAUCAAGAUCGUAAGCAACGGAUGCAAGUUGCCCUGAAUGCUGUUAAUCAUGUUUUUCCUAAUCGAAUUGAACCAAAAGAUUGUGCUGCUAAAUUAGCUGAUGUCUGGCCUAUUGAGAAUGUUUGGGGUAUCCUCAAGGAGAAACUACAAGGGCAACAAUAUAAUAAUAUUGAACAUUUAAAAACUGUUAUAAAAAAUGAAUGGAAUCAGAUCAGUGUAUCUUUAUGUCGACGAAUGAUUGAUAAAAUACCACAAAGAUUAAAAUUAAUUAUUGAUGAAGGUGGUAACCAAAUACAAACAUAUUGA